Staurois parvus is the source of this 403-nucleotide messenger RNA. NCBI's taxonomy places the organism in Eukaryota, Metazoa, Chordata, Amphibia, Anura, Ranidae. The record is from the annotation of a GenBank genome assembly.
AAGUGUCCGGACUGGAAGGGGGGGAAAGUGUCCGGACUGGAAGGGGGGGAAAGUGUCUGGACUGGAAGGGGGGGAAAGUGUCCGGACUGGAAGGGGGUGAAAGUGUCCGGACAGGAAGGGGGUGAAAGUGUCCGGACUGGAAGGGGGGGAAAGUGUCCGGACUGGAAGGGGGGGAAAGUGUCCGGACUGGAAGGGGGUGAAAGUGUCCGGACUGGAAGGGGGGGAAAGUGUCCGGACUAGAAGGGGGGGAAAGUGUCCGGACUGGAAGGGGGUGAAAGUGUCCGGACUGGAAGGGGGGGAAAGUGUCCGGACUGGAAGGGGGUGAAAGUGUCCGGACUGGAAGGGGGGGGAAGUGUCCGGACAGGAAGGGGGUGAAAGUGUCCGGACUGGAAGGGGGUGAAAG